AUGGCUUUUCUCUUUAGACGAGAAGUCAAUGCAGUUUACCAAGAGGACUUACAGUGUCCAAUUUGUCUUGAAGACUUUAGUGAACCUAAAUUAUUACCAUGUCUACACAGUCUUUGUACUGCUUGUAURGAAGAGCUUGCCAGCUCAUUAAGCGAAAGUCGAUCCAUCAGUUGUCCGUUAUGUAGAGCAGAAUGUAAAAUACCCAACGGAGGUGCCAAGAAAUUACCCUCAAACACUAAACUCGAAAAGUUAUUGAAAGACGCUCCGACAACGAGAGCUAAGGAGGAGAUAAAGGAAGCCAUUAACGACUGUGAAGAAAACUUAGCAACAAUUAAAGGCAUAGAAAAACGGGUAAAUCGAGCAUUUUAUCAAGAAGGCGAGGAAGUAAAACGUCGAAUCCACGAAGUGUGUAGGAAUAUAGUUGACAUGAUAGGACAACAGGAGAAACAGCUAUGUAAAGAUGUCGACAAUCUCAUCAUUAACCAACAAACCACRCAUCCAGCAGCUCUUCUCAUCGACAAGACUGGUAAACUUAUUCAAGACAUUAACGAUGUUCUAAAACACAAUGAAUCUAGAAGUUUUGUUCGAGAUAAGGAUGUUUUUAUUCACCACUUGAGUGAAGCUAAAAUCGCGGCUUCCAAACUUAGUCAUAUUUACCGUGACGUGCCAAUGAAGACUUCCACUUUGGAGUUCCAGCGAAACCGGCAAAUGAUGCAAUGCAUGACCAGCUCCUUAUUUGGCAGUAUUACUUACAAGAACACAACUCGGAAGCCGACAAAAUCAACUAUGGUAAAUAAAGGACUUGUAUCUGACUUGCAUAUCAUAAAACCAGGGACAAGGUUUCGCAGUCUUCAAGUUCCUUCAUCACUAGAAUCAAAGUUUCAACCGUAUGCUAUCGCUGGGAAUCAUCAAGGAAAGAUCGCAGUGUCUUGCCAUGGUACUCACUCUGUUUUACUUUACAAGGAGAAUGGAGAAUUCUCUCAGCUGAUAGUCAUUUUAUUUUUAAUACAUAGUUCUAUUGACUUACCGUUCUUAGGUCGUCGUGGAUCUGGUAAAGGAGAGUUUGAAUGUCCAACGGGUUUGGCUUUCCUAAGUUCUCAUAUCCUGGCCAUAGCUGAUGGCUGUCUGUUUGGAAAUCCAUCUCGAUUACAGGCUUUUGAUUCUUCAGGUCGGUUUGUUCGCUGCCUCACUCAACUAAACAAGAACACUCAUUGGCUGACACAUAUCACGGUACAAGCAAAUCAGCAGAUUAUCAUUACAUGUAYUCACGUUGCUAUGGAAUACGAGUCAUAUGUACAGAUUGUUAACACAGAUGGAACAGUGGCUUUAGCAUUUGGAGCAACAGGACCAGGAAAGUUACUCUCUCCUGUAAAAACGAUCAGUGUAAAUAAUGAGUACUUCGUAUCAGACUAUGAUAAAUCAACGAAUUGUUGUAUGAUCAAAGUCUUUGAUGACAAAGGUCGAUAUCUACGUUCAUUUGGAGAUUGCAUGCUUAAAAGGGACAUCAAAGACAAUCCAUCUUACCCUCUAGUUAUUACUGACGAUCCAUGUACAGGACUGAUUCUUGCUUACAGCGGUUUAUUCAAAGUCAUUCGUUGUUAUAAGCCCGAUGGAAGUCUAGUUUCGUAUCAUGGGACUGUAUCUGGUAUAAUCGACAUGGUACUUACUCAAGACAGAAGACUCUUCGUCGUCUGUGAUGGGACUGGAGAGUUUCCACACAGUGUACAAAUUCUCUUUCACACUUAAGACCGCAAGAGGAAUUAUUCAAAAGCACACUCCUUACACCCUCUCAACACAUCUACUUCAACUGUCGUAAACUACUAGUACACUACAUUUACCCCAUGCAUAACCAACCAAUAUGCCCCGAUACCAACAAAAACCAAUUACCUUAGCUCUGAACACAUCUACUAAAUCAACUGCACUACCACUACCGUGUUGUGGCUCAAUACUCUGUCAGUCAGUUCGCAUAACAACUUUUCAACCUCAUAAUAUUUAUUUCUGAUAAGUAUUUAAGAUCAAAUAAAGAUAUUAUUUCCGAGUACUA
This is a messenger RNA of Exaiptasia diaphana, 2044 nucleotides long. Its product is annotated as tripartite motif-containing protein 5. Gene Ontology annotation, biological process: positive regulation of DNA-templated transcription. Gene Ontology annotation, cellular component: nucleoplasm; chromatin. Bases 1 to 1746 code for a protein of 581 amino acids. The record is from RefSeq and is a predicted model, not a curated record. Lineage: Eukaryota; Metazoa; Cnidaria; Anthozoa; Actiniaria; Aiptasiidae. Gene Ontology annotation, molecular function: ubiquitin-protein transferase activity. The transcript has 3 exons.